This is a messenger RNA of Triticum dicoccoides, 1032 nucleotides long. RefSeq lists its product as uncharacterized. The record is from RefSeq and is a predicted model, not a curated record. The transcript has a single exon. The coding region runs from base 1 to 1032 and encodes 343 amino acids. Lineage: Eukaryota; Viridiplantae; Streptophyta; Magnoliopsida; Poales; Poaceae.
AUGGAGAAUGGAAAGAUUUCAGCCGGUACCGGGUUGCAUCAAGAAUCUAACAUAACAAGACCAGGAGAUACUCAUUGGGGCUCACACCUCAAAACCUUGCUUCGUAUAUUCACAAUGUGGAAUGUUGUGGUGGAUGUGCUAGGAAUUGUUGUGGCUGAUGCUCGGGAACACACAUGCCAAGGUGGAGCUAGAGGUUUGCUUAAAAACAUGGAAUGCUUUGAAUUUGUGUUAAUCAUGUUCUUCUUAAUAAACUUGUUGAGCAACACAAAUCAACUAUCCCAAGCUUUGCAAAGGAAGAAUCAAAAUAUUGUUGAGGCCAUGCGUUUGAUCUUGGAUGUGAAAGAAAGCUUGCAGGACAUGAGGGACAAUGGUUGGGAGCCUUUAUUUUGCCAAGCCAAGAACUUUUGUGAAACACAUGAUAUUGAUGUGCCAAACAUGGAUGAUCUUGUUGGAACAAUGGGCCAAUCUGUUCGCACUAAGAAUAAGGCGACUCGGCUUCACUAUUACAAGGUUAGCAUAUUCAAUGUUGCCAUUGAUGCAACUAUCACCGAGAUGAAUCACCGAUUCAAUGAAGUUUCCACCGAGUUAUUGGAUUGCAUGUCUUGUCUUAAUCCAGCAAACAACUUUGCAAAGUUUGACGUUGACAAACUUAUUCGUCUUGCUGAAAUUUAUGAUGAGGACUUCACAGAAGCUGACCGGUUGUUGCUAAGAGUACACCUCCCCAGAUUCCUUAUGAACAUUAGGAGAAGUGAUGAAUUUAAUGGAUGCCGGGAUAUGUCCACACUUGCUCGUUUGAUGGUUGAAACAAUGAAACACACAACUUUCCAUUUGGUAUAUCGCCUCAUUGAGUUGACACUCAUUCUUCCUGUAGCAACUUCAUCAGUUGAGCGAAUAUUUUCAGCAAUGAAGAUCAUCAAGACAGAUUUGCACAACAAACUAUCAGAUGAUUGGCGAAAUGAUUUAAUGUUGUGCUAUUGUGAGAAAGAGAUAUUCAGAAGCAUUCACGAUGACAAAAUCAUGAUACAAUUUUAG